Aspergillus versicolor CBS 583.65 is the source of this 2535-nucleotide messenger RNA. RefSeq lists its product as uncharacterized. The transcript is spliced from 5 exons. The record is from RefSeq and is a predicted model, not a curated record. Bases 169 to 2424 code for a protein of 751 amino acids. Lineage: Eukaryota; Fungi; Ascomycota; Eurotiomycetes; Eurotiales; Aspergillaceae. Gene Ontology annotation, molecular function: DNA binding; DNA-binding transcription factor activity, RNA polymerase II-specific; zinc ion binding. Gene Ontology annotation, biological process: DNA-templated transcription; regulation of DNA-templated transcription.
CAUGGGUUCCUUUUUGCUGGUUCCGGUGCGGGGAAGCUGAGACCUUCGGCUAUCCAGCUUCCACAGGCUUUCGCCGAGACAUUAUUUCCAACCGCCCUGGCUGGGAUUGCGGAAAAUUUCUGGUAAAUUGAUAUUUCAUCGGAGAAUAUCCAAACCACCGGGAACCGAAUGGUAAUGGCCGACGUUUAUGAACCUCCUCGGCUGCGGGCCUCAACCGCUUGCGUGGCAUGCAACAAGAAGAAGGUACGAUGUAUAUUUUCGGAGACUAGCAGUAAAUGUCGGAAUUGUCUCCGACACCAAUGGCCAUGCUUCCAACGGGAACCAAAACGCCGAGGGCGACAACCUGGAUAUGCCAGACGAGAUAGACGGCCAGGAAGAGAACAAUUAGCGCCACUUGACGCACAAGUAUCCCCAGAUGUCAGCUCGCUCCCACUGAACGCGGUGGAAGAGAUCACUCCUCCCACUACAACUUGGUCCCUUACCUCAGAAACAGCAUGGAAGGAUUACGAUGCAAGGCCAGGGCGAAGUAACGUGAGCGCUUUAUGGAAUCCAUACACGUCAAUAACUGCAACUGGAGGCUUUAUGGAGCGGAAUGACUACUUUCACGACACGGAUUCGAUAACCAAUGAUGAGGGGACACUGCCAAUUGCACCUGCAGAGACAUUAUCAGAGGAUGAUGUGCAAUUGCUGCGUCUUCAGCGUGCCUUCGAUAUACCGCCACGAGCUGUCCGAGAGAGCCUCGUCGAUACAUUCAUGAAACGCUGCGCACCAUGGAUGCCGAUCGUGGAGCGGAACUGGCUGCAGGAUAUCGACAACAGCAAGCCGUCGAUUCUUCUACUCCAGGCCGCUUUUCUUGCCGCCAGCCGAGUAACCUCAGCCCCAGCGGUGGCAUCGUAUGCAUCCUCGCACGAAUUCUAUCGCCGAGCAAAGGCGCUCUUUUAUUCGGGAUGGGAGAAGAACCCGCUGACCGUAGUGGCGGCGGUUUGCAUCUUGCAUUGGUACAAUCCUGAAUGCCCAGAGCAUGUUUCAACGAAUACAAGCGGCUUUUGGCGAUAUGUCGGCAUUGGGUUGGCACACCAGAUUGGCCUGCACAAGGAGCCGUUGAACACCGAAGGGAAAGCUCUACGGCGACGGCUAUGGUGGAGCCUAUUUGCAAGGGACUGUUUGAUAUCUGCUGGACAAGGCAGGCCACUAGCGGUGAAUCUCUGCGAUAGUGAAUUAGCUCCACCGCGUAUAGACGAUUUUCGAGACUCUAGCCAUAGGCCGGAUCUGUUCAUCUCAUACGUGGAAAUUUGCUCCAUCCUCGGCCAUUUGACCCAGUGUUGCCGGAGGGACUCCCUGACGCGCCGCACAAGGCAAUCAGUUGGCAAAUCCCUGCAGCGAUGGAUUCAUGGAUUGCCCAAAUCGCUGCGGCUUUUUGCGAGUACAGGCUCCGAUACUGAGCUGUCCAGUUCCGAGAAGCCUCUUUCACCCUACGAUUUCGAGGCGAGACAACUUCACGUUCCAUAUUUCGUCUGCCUUAUAAUUCUCAGUCGAUCCCAACCAGCACACCAUGCCCCGUCAGCAGCGGCAAUUCUUGCAUCCGCCUACGUCGUUGCAAUUUUUGAAGACUUCCUUGCUCGCGAUGAGAUCCAGUAUCUGGGAUCGGUAUUUACCUUUUAUCUUCUGGCUACCGGUAUUGGAAUGCUAUCAUGUAGAAGAAUUCCACUCUUGUGGUCAAAGGCUGCGCCGGGAAUGCAGACAAUCGAUUCAUCCCUGGAACAACUCGCCAAACGGUGGCCGUCAGCGAUGGCACCCCUCAGAGUCUUGAGAGCGAUUACCGAGAAGCAACAGUCUUUGCCAGCGGCUGAUAACCAUGUCGAGGCACCCAGUCUUCAGGAUGAACAUCGGGCAUUUUUUGAUACGCUUGGCCCUGGUCUUACCUGGGCUUGGGAAGACCUUAUGCGUCCGAGGAUGCACCAAGACGGUGCUGAGGCAGAAUAUACUGGGUCUAUAGGGUACCGGGUUAGCGAGGGACCCAUUCCCCCGGUAUCCUCGCGCACGCGAGGAAAUGCUGCAGCAAUAGUAGACACCCUACCGACCGGUAGUCUAUUUGACCCAGUCAAUGACUUCCCCGAGCUUAACAACCAGGACGCGUUGGAUCACGGGCUUUUCCAGUUGCAGUAUGAUGGCAUCGGAGACUGGCUGCUGAAUGACUACGAUACAAUAGAGCAAGACGACGCACUUCAAAUGCGGAUUAUGACGUCGCCACCUUUUCCACGAUUAUUUACCCCUCCAGCCCCGCGGUCGAUGCGGUAUUCGGAUAACCUCAGAUCGACCCCCCGCAUUUCGGCUGUCGGCGAUUUACCAAGAACCGACAUGGGAGGAUGCCCUUGUACACCGACUGACCUCGGUCGCAUUAUUCUAGAUACUCUUCAGUUAUAAUACUCCACAGCGACCUAAUCUCAUCUCAGUUGUAUCAUACAUGCACAAUGUCUGAAGUAGGAACGUUCCGCAACCUCUCACUCGAGCGACACGGCAAUGUGUUCGUCAUAA